Papaver somniferum (opium poppy) is the source of this 1257-nucleotide messenger RNA. RefSeq lists its product as uncharacterized. Bases 1 to 1257 code for a protein of 418 amino acids. The record is from RefSeq and is a predicted model, not a curated record. NCBI's taxonomy places the organism in Eukaryota, Viridiplantae, Streptophyta, Magnoliopsida, Ranunculales, Papaveraceae. The transcript is spliced from 4 exons.
AUGCCGCUAUUUCAUGCUGUUGGUGUGACAUCUACCUCUCUAAGUUUCACAAUUGCGUACUGUUUUAUGUCUGCAGAGAAGACCGAGAAUUACAUCUGGGCUCUACAACAAUUAAGGCAGUUGUAUUCAGCUAGUAAUCUUCCAUCGGUAAUAGUCACAGAUGACGAUCAACAACUACAGAAUGCUGUAAAUCUAAUCUUUCCUGAAGCUACACGACUUUUAUGUACUUACCACAUCUCAUGUAACGUGUCUUCCCAUUUCGAGAAGGAUAUACCCAGCAGCAGAACGGAAGAUCUUGAAGAUAUUAAACAAGAUUGGGAAACUUUAUGGAGGUCUGCAGACCAUGCACUGUACGAGAUUAAUUUAGCUUACUUUCUCAAGGCUUGGAGCAUGCUAUAUCCCACCACACAUCUUUCUAUGGAUCCUGUACAUGAAAAGGAGGCAGCAGUUUUUGAUUGGGAAGAUUUGUUUGAGAAGAUAAGAACGAAAUAUGAAGCUUGCACAGAAUUACAGAAACAUUUCAUGUUAGAAAUGUUGAUAGAGAUUGCAGAUCCAAAUUUGAAUGAGCUACCAGAUUUGAACGAAGUGGAUGAACAAUAUGUUCUUCCCGGUAAAGUGAUGUUAAAAAGGAAGAAAGGGCAAUGUCAAAUUAAAGCACCUAAACAGCGAAGGAAGUACACGAAAACGACCAAGACCAACAGUCAAGAUAUGUCGUACGACGAUGAGUACUUGGGAAAACUGAUUCAAGGGAUUACGUUUCAUAAUCCAAAAAUUCUUUCUGAUGUUGUGGAGAGGUUGGAAAAUGUUACACCAGAUGGGCAUUGUGGGUUUCGAGCUUGUGCCGAAAUGUUGGGAUUGAGUGCUGAUGAUGGAUGGAAGACAGUACAGAUUGAGAUGGAGCGAGAACUGACAAUGAAUUCUGAGAUGUACAUACCAAUAAUUGGCGGAGUGGAAGAAUAUACAAAGAUACUUACAACUCUCCGUACAACAUGGUUACCAUUGAAUACCCCCCCUCCAGUAGAUUUCAAAGUUGUGACGAUUCUUAAUCUUGACAAUGAACAUUUUUUCAAAGCAAUAUUGAAACCUGGUGCUCCCCUUCCACCAGUUCUCAAUGGGUGGAAUUCUAUAUGCACCGAGGAGGCGCUACUUUGGACUCCACACAUGGAAAUGCUGCACCGGGGAUGGGAGAAUAUCGAGCAAAAACUGCUUGGACAAGGUGUACAGGUUAUAGAAGAGAUUGACCUUGAUGAACCAUGA